AUGCGACGCCCGAUCAGACCAGACGGCGAGGAAGAGGACGAAGAGGUGGAGGAGUUCGCUCCUCGCGUAUACAGACCCCACGUUGCCAUCAACAUACACAAUGACAACCACACGCACGACGACGUCGCGAUCGCCACCAAGAAGGCGCCGCCAAGUAAAUGGCUGGCCCACUUGCCGCUGGGCAUUCGCCUGUCCGUGACGGCCGUGCUUCUCGUUAUCUUCUUUCUCAGCGUAUCAGCGGUGCCGAUAUGGAACAAGGAGAUCUUCGCGGGCGAUCUCCCCGGCGCAACGCCGUUCCCCUACGCUCUCACCGUCACCUUCCUGCAACUGGCCGGCACAGAUGUGCUGCUGUUUCUGGUGGUGCUGGCGACGGCCGGGGUCUACGCAUACCGAGCACACGACCGCACCAGGCAUUACGGGGCUGAGCCACCCGAACCCCUCAAGCCCUUCUACUUCACCCACCGCUUCCUCUUCAAAUUGUGGCACACACUACCCAUCGGCGUGCUCUUCGGGUUCAAGCUAGGCCUCACCAACUGGGGCCUCCAUCUGGCGCCCACAGUCAACUUUCAUCUCUUGCUGUUCUUCGUGAUUCUGUUCGCCUUCUUCAUCCUGCGCGAGCGACCAACCAUCUGGGCUCUCCUGUGCGCGGCGGGCGCCACCGCGGGCGCCAUCCUCGUCUCGCUCCAGUUCGAACACGCUUGGGGUCUGGGCGACAAGUGGUGGGUGAUCGGCGUCAAUUUUGCGUCGGCGAUCUUUGAGGGCCUGUCGAUCGUCUUCCUGCGACGAGCGCGGAACAUCCUGGCCAAGGCUUUCCCGGAGGAGCGCGACGUUCUGCUCAUCAUCCAGAUCACCUUCAUGAAGCUGGUCAUAUCCGCCCUGGCCGUGUUGCCCUUCGCUCUCGCAAUCGAGGGCUGGUGGAACCCGCUCAAGGACGAUAUAUUGUGGAAGGCGCUGCCGGAGACGUCGUUGACCCUCAUCCCCUACAUCUUCAUCGGCUCCAUCUUCACCUUCCUCUUCCAGUGCGACUACACGACUCUCACUUUCCUCGCCGGAGCGCAGGACGUGGGCGUGCUGUCCCACAUCAAGAUGUACGUCCUCGUGGCCUUCUCGGAGGCUGUCUUCCAGAACUUUGAGCCCACCUGGGAGAAGCACUAA
Molecule: messenger RNA, 1155 nt
Organism: Acanthamoeba castellanii str. Neff
Lineage: Eukaryota; Discosea; Longamoebia; Acanthamoebidae
Exons: 11
Coding region: 1-1155 (384 amino acids)
Source: RefSeq, a predicted model, not a curated record